UGUCUGCCAUACAGGAGGCUACAGCUUCAAAUUAUUGGGUUAAGUGAGCAAAGCUGCCUUUGUGUUGCUGGUGUUAACAAAUUUGUUGUGUGUAAACUUCUCACUGUGCUAUCUCAAUCCUCUCUCUCAUUCUGUCUGCAAGUAUCUAGGUUUCUGCCUCGGCACAUCAAAGACUCACAAAUGUCAUCACAUCUGAUAGAGCACAGACACAUCACUUUCUGUAAAGAUGCUAUGCAUUAUAAAUAGAAAAAAAACCACUUGUCCUGUUUUGUUUGUUUCAGAAUGUAAUUGGUCUCCAGUUAGUUUGAUGUGCUUUCUGAAAGCUGCUCCUAGAUGGACGGAGAACAAGACAGAGCGGGGCUAAGAGAGGUAAAGAGAGGUAAAGAGAGAAUUUAUUCAAUCAAUCUUACUCACAGAAGAACAGCACUUUGUGGUGUAUUUCAGGGAAAGAGGGAAAAGAGGCAGGAUGUGGUGGGUUAGAAACAGACUUGAGGAGGAGAAAUAGUCAGAGAUAGAAGAUAAACAAGUAAAGGAUUAUUUUUCAAUAUAUUGUCAUUAAAUCCUUCUGAUCAGUGAGGAAAGCAUUACUAAAUAUUAUGUAGUUUUAAUUUUGCUCAUGAUGAAUAACGUUAUUUAUUAUAUUAUUUCUUAUCUUAUCAUAAUAAUUACUCACAUGGGUGUAAUUAAAAAGCCAAGUGGUCUCAAAUUUCCCUCUACACCAUGGAGAUUGGAGUCAUUUUUGACUUUCCAGGCACUGCUGAGAGUGAAAGCUGUGAUCAGAAAUAGCAGCUGUUCCCUAUACAUGUCAAUAAAAGCCAACCAAGUAGCAGAAUAGCAAGUUGUGCUGGGAAAGCCCUCAAAACAAUGGACUGAAAAAAAGGUUUCUGAACUCAGCUCUCAGAACCAAGGUCCACAGGCUAUUGAUUGUGUAUUUGUUUAUUUGGUUAGAAGGGUGCCCUGCGAUCACGUUUCCCUAAUCGAGGCAGAUAACAGAAAGAAAUACGAUGCUGCAUAAAUUAGGCUGCAUGAUGCUACCCUUCUACUGAAUUUCACAUCAUAAUGCCCCAGUAAUUAGAUUUGGUGUAUUGUGCAUUAGGCCUUGUUUAGGAAAGAAAGAAAUACAGACUGGCUAUUAGUGACAAAGGGUAACAUGACGACGACGGGGGGGUGGAACGUUCCUGUAAUUUAAAAGGAUUCGCCACAUGAUUUAAACCAUGAAGACUUGACAAAGACUGUCAAGACUGUAUCUCAUCACUAUCGUGCCCUUUAUCUAAAAUAUUGUAAGUCUUCACUGCUCAUAAAUCUUUUUCACAGGGGGAGAGAAGUCAUAAUCCUUUCAGAUCCACUACAGACAUGCGGCUUUGAGAAGUGACCUUGAUCAAUCUAAACAACCAUUGCAGAAAAUGAAAAUGAAAAUGAUGCAGAAAAUGAAUCACUUAUUUGUUGCAUUACAACAAAUGAUGCAGACUGGUUUAAUUAUAUUAGUUAGUAUUCAGUACUUGUAAAGCAGCUUACUGAGCUGUCUGUCAUUCUUGGAUGUCAUCCAAAGCAACAUCUAUAGUGUAAAUUAAGACGGUGGGCGAGGAGACUAUCAUUUAAACUGGAGAAUUAGUUUUAUGGUUAUGUUCUUCAGUGCUGGUUCUCUAGGACGUCGCUGGACUAAUGUGAAUUCAGACACUCUUCUAAUGGGACCCAUUACAACCGACACUGCGAGAACUAUUCAUUUUUUAUGAGAAGGGUAGAUCUAUUGGCGCCUUGUAUCAGGGGCAUUCACUGCAGGAUUCAGUGAUUGUGUAAGUUUAAGGAAUGGUUUGUCCUUUUGGGGAUGAUAGAUCUUGAAGUGGGGUCUGGGGACUUCCAGGGAUCUUUUAAAGGGUUUCCAGAUCCCCAGUAGCAGGCUGGAACUGAAAGUACUGUACUUAAAUACAACUUUGAGGUACUUGAACUUGGCUAUUUUCAUUUUGUGGAAUUUUUACCUUUUACUAAGCGGCAUUUAUGUGACAGUUUUAGUUGUUAGACUUCUUUACAGAUUAAGUUGUUACACAUUACACAUCAUCUUAAAAAUAUGAGGCAUGCUGUUGCAGAUUUAUCUACCAACCUGCACACAAACUAGUGACCUAGUUAUUUAGCUCCACCACUACUAACUACAACAGAAAAAUGCUACUUACACAUUAAUGCAACAGCAAUUAUAAUCUAAUACACAUUUUUUAACACUCACAGGGACUAUUUUCUUGCACUAUGAGUACUUGUAUUUCUGAUAGGUAAAGCAUUUUGGUAAAAACACUUGCCUACUUUCACUUAAGUUACAUUUCUAAUGCUAGAUUAUCUACAUUUAUACCUAUAUUGUAGUAUUGCUACUUUUAUAUAAGUGAAGUACAACUAUAUUUCCUCCACUACUGCAGAAUGAGGACUAGUUUAUCUUAUCAGAUCACAGUAUAUGAAUUUCUUACUCUCUCUAUGUGGUUCUCACCCCUCCACGUACCUGUACGUGACUCUCUACUGAAUCUCACAGCAUAAGUGAGGGGGCUCGGCAGCAAACUUUGCAAUCAUCUGAGAGGAGGUUGUUGAUAUUAUAUAGUUAGUUGGGGGUCACAAGCCACUUGGGCAGGACAGUGCAGGGCAGAAUGAACGUGACAAUGUCAACUAAUGGGGACCAUAUAUGGGUUGCACUGCUAUAAGGACAAGCUAGGAAACUGAUAAAAAAUUCUUCACGUAAUAAUGAUGUAAGAUUAUUCAUGAUUCUCAUCAUUGCUCCCUCCAGACAUUGAUGCUGCUCCACUCUCCCCACUAUCGCCCAUACACAGCAGACAGGUCGUCCUCAACUGAGGGGCACCUGCUGUCCCGCUCUGCGCCGCAGUGGCUGUGAGAGCACGAUAACGUGCACAGCUGGAAGGAAAGGCAGACCUGUAACACAUUAUAUACUUCAAUAUUACAACAUCACGCGCACGGGAGACAGCAACGCGCAUUAUUUUCAAUCCCGGGAAAUCCAGACAUGAUGCCCAGUCUGCCGGGCGGUGGCAGGACAACGUGCGGGACAACUGGCACCCUUUUGUCGGCAUGUCUGGUUUCCGCUUGUCAAGCCCUCCGGAGCUGCGGGGAGGUCCAGUGCGGCGAUGGACAGCAGUGCUGUCCGCCCAUCGUCACCGGGAACGGCAGUACAAGCUCCACGGUGCGCUGCUGCAAACUGCCCAUCCACAUUUUCUUCGACAACGUAGGCUGGUUUACGCGGAAGCUGUCGGGCAUCCUCAUCCUGUUACUGCUGUUUGCCAUGGGCUACUUCAUCCAGCGGAUCAUCUGCCCGCGGCCCCGCCGACACCCGCACCACGACCGCAGCGAGGAGCCCUCCCUCUUUCACGGGCACGCAUCGGCGUCCCAGGACUCCCUGCUGGACCGGUACCCAGAGUACAGCCUCGGGGACUUCACCUCUCCGAACCUGCCAGCCUACGACGAGGUCAAAUAUUUACCCACGUAUGAGGAAAGCAUGCAGGAGAUGCACAGAGACCGAUCUGAUGAUAACUUGCUGUCGGAAAUUGAGACGGGCGGUCAGGGAAGAGUGAGAGCAGCAGGACCGAGGGCUGGAGACCAGAGGCGGGAUGUCCUGGAGGUGUCAGGACCGCAACACAGCCCAAGGACAUCUCGAAACUCUGUCUGACGGAAAACAGACUGGGCAAAGCUACAGAGACAAUAUAGUAUUCCUAUUUUAAUAUCAUCAGGGUAAUUAUUUUGCAGAGGAACAAACUCAAGUGCAAUUAUAAUCCUGAAUGUUAAGAAUAAAGCAGGAGGCUGAGAAUA
Molecule: messenger RNA, 3792 nt
Organism: Seriola aureovittata
Lineage: Eukaryota; Metazoa; Chordata; Actinopteri; Carangiformes; Carangidae
Exons: 1
Coding region: 2993-3652 (219 amino acids)
Source: RefSeq, a predicted model, not a curated record